Messenger RNA from Callithrix jacchus (white-tufted-ear marmoset), 6723 nucleotides. It is a transcript of the gene GATA4, whose product is annotated as GATA binding protein 4. Gene Ontology annotation, cellular component: nucleus. The record is from RefSeq and is a predicted model, not a curated record. Gene Ontology annotation, molecular function: zinc ion binding; RNA polymerase II cis-regulatory region sequence-specific DNA binding; DNA-binding transcription factor activity, RNA polymerase II-specific. Gene Ontology annotation, biological process: negative regulation of transcription by RNA polymerase II; cell fate commitment; positive regulation of transcription by RNA polymerase II. Lineage: Eukaryota; Metazoa; Chordata; Mammalia; Primates; Cebidae.
UAGUCCCCUCUCUGGGGUUUUCUGGUGUUCGAUUAUAAGACUCUGGGGUCCUUGGUGGCGCCAAUUUUUUUCAGAUGUUGCUUUUGUUCCGGUGCAGCGGCCAAGAUCAUGGUCUCAGACGUUGCACUUGGUUUAAAGCAAACUCGGACACGUCCCACCAAAAAGUCGCAGGAACUCGACGUUAGGAAACCCUCAGCGGUUUCACUGCAAGUUCCAGCAUCCACCGUUUAUUUUUAUUUUGGGGGAAAACCAGAGUUUAGAUUCCUCUGUACAUGAUGCACAGCCUACAAUUUGCUUCUUCUAGGGUUUGGACCAGCUCAAGUCCACAAUCCUUAAUGGGACAGGGUAAUGUAAUUUACUCUUGUCUUGGAGAUUUUUUUUAAAAGAGUACAGUACACCUAAGUAAUUCUUAUUUGUCUAAAAUCUGAUGACCUGACGCUGGGUCAUUAGACCCAGGCUUUUGGGGGCGGAGAGGUGGUCAAAGAUGUUUACAGUUAAAUUCUCUUCCUAGACUAUGGGAAAGGAAAGCCGAGAGAGGACGUGAAUAGGGGUUGGGCCACUCUACCCAGGCCAGCGUAGGCAUAUCUUCCUUAAAAAUAGCCCGGAGGCCGGACCUCAGAGCCUCCACCCGCUGCCCCCCUUCCCAGCGGCCUCGGGAUUGAGAGAGAAGCCUGGGAACCGAGAGACACAGCCGAUAAACCUCCUCCAGCCGGCGGGCCAGCGAGGCCUUGAAAUGCUCCCCGCUCCUGGCAACGUGCAGCCAACCUGCCGGCUCCCGCGUGGCCUAAGGGAGGGAGGGGGCGAGCAAAGGAGGAAAGGAGGGAAAAGGAAACGCCCUCAAAAGAGCAGGCUGCUUGCCAACCCCUGGUCUGUCCUUGAGCGGAGGCCUUGGGGAGAAAGUUGGGGCUUUCUUCUUCCUACAGGAAGAAGCCUCAGGAAACAAAAUUUUCUGUCCCAGGCGCCUUCCAGAGACAGUGAAUAUUCCUGGGUCAGGGAAGCCCAGGUUUCAGCCCACUAGGAGUGCCGGCGGAAGGUGUGGGUAAAGGGCCGGGGUGGUGGAAGGUGGUAGAGGUGGUGGCCCGGGGCUGGCAGAAGCGGGGGAGCAGGGAAUCUGGGGUUCCUCGCCAGCAAGCCCCCAGCAAAAGCAGGCGAUUCCACCCAGGGGUGUGGCAGCAGCCACCGACAGCACAGCCUGUUAUAGCUCCACUAGUGUACAGAGGAGGGGAUUGAAGUUUAGGGAGGGCGAGGAGGACGAGGGUGAAGGCUCGCUGUGGCCCAUCUGGCACUGCUCAGAGAAGCCCGUGUCCGAGCGGCCCGUGUCCUUGGGUGUCGGGAGGACGCUCAGAUGGUGCCCCGCCAGACACUAAGCCCCAAGUCCCUGGCUUGUUUCUAAGAAAAUUCACUGCCUGGUCCCUCAGACUCAGCUGUUUUCGCCCUUUGACGGUCGCGCGUGGGUGGUAGCUCUGGGACUGGGACCUCGAGCAGUGCUGGAGCCAAAGAUUUCCUCAAAGGAGAGGCCGGGGCAGCUUCCCACUCUCCCAAGCCCAGACUUCCCACUCUCCAGAAAGGCCUUGCAGGCCCCUGCCGCAGGUCUUGGCUUCGUGCCUCUCUUGCUCACCCCCACGAGGAUGAGAGCGGGUUUCAAAUCGGGAGCAAGGGUGUGCUUCCUUCUCCGAUUGGAGUGUGCUCCGGAGACCACUUUUCCCCAGCGCUGGCCUCCGAGAUCCCCAGGACCCCUUCAGCCUUAAGUUCCCACGUCUCGGGUCCGUGACGCCAGUUCUACUAAGGAGCAGGCUAGGAGUUCGGGGAAGUCGGAGAAGAAACCCUAAAUGGGCGGCCCCAGCUUCCGGGGCGCAGGCCAGCCGGGGUCUCCAGGGAAGGCUGCAGUGCGUCCAGCCUGCGCGCAGGCCUUUCGCCGCUGGGCGGCCCACGCGGCCUCAGUUUCCUCUCCUCUGUUUGGGCCCCGGUGAACCUCCGCACCUCUCAUUCAGGGAAGAGAAUUCCCCGCGCAGCUGCGCUGGUUUCUUCCUCUGGGAUUUUCCUGAGAAUCCCCGGGAGUUGGCCACGAUCCCACCGGGAGUUUCCUUCUACCCAGCUUCGAGUCCCGGCCUCGUCUUUAGAGCCCGGGUUGCCUUCACUCAGGCCGGGAAUCCACGACCGAUUUCCAACUGCGGAAGCGGGUGGCGUCCCUAGUCUGCUUUCGAAGCAACACGGGUUUCGUGCAGGGUGGUAUCCCUCCCCCUCCCCCAUCCCUCUAAUCUGGUUUGAGAAGCCUGUGCUGGAGAGAAAAACGCGGGCCAAAAAAAAAAAAAGUUUAACCGAAAGCCUGAGAGCCACCCGCCGGCUGUUAUCUGGGGCUGAAGGCUGCGGUAAUCGAUGGGUUAUUUUUACGCGGUAAUAGGGCUCUGUGAUUGCUCUAUUAACCUUUAGACCUGUCGGAGGGACUCUCUGGUUGGCAGCCCCGCUGCGCAGGGGCCUCCAGGCCCUGACGCCGACUCUCAACUCAGGCCUGACACAUUUCCCUCCCCCAUUCCGGAGAGGGGACUGCAGCCCCUGGAGAGCCCCCUCCACGGAGGAGCUCCCCCGGACCGCCGGGCUCCCCGGCCCUUGCUACGUCCCUUGGAUUGGUGCAGCGGCCGCCGCAGGCUGCAGAAAAAACGGAGAAAGAUUAAAAGACAGGAGGCCACAGGAUAUGAGAAGCGUCCCCAGGAAGGGAUGCACACUUUGCGUAAACACAUAAAAUAGAGGGCUGACCCUCAGCUCCCGACCAUCUCCCUGGGCUUUUGGGAAGGCAAAAGGGAGGCUUCGGUCUCUGCGCUCUGAUUUAAGGAGGCAGUCUGGGUGUCUCCUGAACCUCCCCGGAGUCCGGUGCUGGGUCGAUCCCCACUACCCCUGCCCAGAAACUUGCGUCCAGCCCCGGGUACCCCGGGUGAUCCAGUACCCCACACGAGAUCGGGAGUUGAGCCCAAGAGGUCAUCUUCCCCUCUACUGGCCCCGCCCCUCUCCCACCGCGCGGGAUGAGGCCCACGGGAAGGGGGGCGGGGAGGGAGAAAAGGAACUCAUUAAUAAAGCUGACCCUGGGCAUCACAGCGAACCCAAUCGACCUCUGGCUGGGCUGCGGGUGAAGCCCCUAGCCCUGGCGGUAACACUGGGCGUUUUCCGCGGAGACCCCAGCGCCUGGACUUUGCCUGGUGGGGGAGCUUUCCGCCCAGUCCCGCAGCCCGGCGCCCAACUGAGGUGCUGCCGGUGCCGCGCACCCCCGCCCCGCCCUUGCACGUGACUCCCACAGGCCAGUCAGCGCCCGCGGGCCGACGCGCUGGGCCGGGGACCCGAGCUGCGAGCUGGGGACUCAGAGGCGGCCGGCGCAGAGGCCGCGAGAGGCUUCGUCGCCGCUGCAGCUCCGGGGGUGCCCAGGGGAGCGCGCGCGGAAGCUCCAGGCCGGGCAGGACCCCGGCUGCAGCGAGGAGAAAGGAGCCAGCCUAGCCCUCCGCCUUGGAGCCAGCCCAGCACUUCUGCGCCCGCCCGCCCGUAGCCGCGGGUGUCCUGGAGGCCUCACGGUGGGACGAGUGGGGGACCUGAAGGCCCGUGCGCCACCUCCAGGCCUAGACGCGCCCUCCGUCUUCUGCCCUGCAUAGGCGCUCCGGACCUCCAGGCACUGGGUGAAGUCAGCUGCGCCUGCGUCGCCUUCCGGAACCACCAAAAAUUCAAAUUAGGAUUUUCCGGAGUCAACAGGAGCUUGGAGUCUUUUGCUCAAUGCCGGAUUUAAUAUGUAUAUAUUUUUAAGCGAUUUGGUUUUUUCCCUUUGACUUUUGAUCUUCGAGACAGCUCCUUUCGCGCACAUUAUUGUCGCCGUCGUUUUCUCUCCCCGCGUGGCUCCUUGACCUGCGAAGGAGUGGGAGGACCCUGAAAGCCGGGAGUUCGCCGGGGCGAUGUACCAGAGCCUGGCCAUGGCCGCUAACCACGGGCCGCCCCCCGGGGCCUACGAGGCGGGCGGCCCCGGCGCCUUCAUGCACAGCGCGGGUGCCGCGUCCUCGCCGGUCUACGUGCCCACGCCGCGGGUGCCCUCCUCCGUGCUGGGCCUGUCCUACCUCCAGGGCGGAGGCGCGGGCGCAGCGUCCGGAGGCCCCACGGGCGGCGGCUCGGGGGCGGCCCCGUCGGGUGCAGGGCCGGGGACCCAGCAGAGCAGCCCGGGCUGGAGCCAGGCCGGAGCCGACGGAGCCGCCUACACCCCGCCGCCGGUGUCGCCGCGCUUCUCCUUUCCCGGGACCACCGGGUCCCUGGCUGCUGCCGCCGCUGCUGCCGCGGCCCGGGAAGCUGCGGCCUACAGCAGUGGCGGUGCCGCGGCGGGCGCGGGCCUGGCUGGCCGCGAGCAGUAUGGGCGCGCCGGCUUCGCGGGCUCCUACUCCAGCCCCUACCCGGCCUACAUGGCCGACGUGGGCGCGUCCUGGGCCGCGGCAGCCGCCGCCUCCGCUGGCCCCUUUGACAGCCCUGUCUUGCACAGCCUGCCCGGCCGGGCCAACCCCACCGCCCGACACCCCAAUCUUGUAGAUAUGUUUGACGACUUCUCAGAAGGCAGAGAGUGUGUCAACUGUGGGGCUAUGUCCACCCCGCUCUGGAGGCGAGACGGGACGGGUCACUAUCUGUGCAACGCCUGCGGCCUUUACCACAAGAUGAACGGCAUCAACCGGCCACUCAUCAAGCCCCAGCGCCGGCUGUCUGCCUCCCGCCGAGUGGGCCUCUCCUGCGCCAACUGCCAGACCACCACCACCACGCUGUGGCGCCGCAAUGCGGAGGGUGAGCCUGUGUGCAACGCCUGCGGCCUCUACAUGAAGCUCCACGGGGUCCCCAGGCCUCUUGCAAUGCGGAAAGAGGGGAUUCAAACCAGAAAACGGAAGCCAAAGAACCUGAACAAAUCUAAGACACCAGCAGGUCCUUCCGGCAGUGAGAGCCUUCCUCCCACCAGUGGUGCUUCCAGCAACUCCAGCAGUGCCACCACCAGCAGCAGCGAGGAGAUGCGUCCCAUCAAGACAGAGCCCGGCCUGUCCUCUCACUACGGGCACAGCAGCUCCGUGUCCCAGACGUUCUCCGUCAGCGCGAUGUCUGGCCACGGGCCCUCCAUCCACCCGGUUCUGUCGGCCCUGAAGCUCUCUCCACAAGGCUAUGCGUCUCCCGUCAGCCAGUCUCCGCAGACCAGCUCCAAGCAGGACUCUUGGAACAGCCUGGUCUUGGCCGACAGUCACGGGGACAUAAUCACUGCAUAAUCUCCCCUCUUCCCUCCUCAAAUCCUGCUCGGACCUGGGACCUGGAGGACAGUGGAGAUGGAGGUCCUGGGCUCCCAGGGGCCGGCCUCCUCGCCUGGGGACGACUCCAGAACAACUGGGAAGAAACUUGAAGUUGACCAUCUGGUUGGAGAAGCAGGUGUUGGGUUUUCUCAGAUGCCUUUUCAUGGUGGGGGAACUGGAGGAGCCGAGCCUCAGCACGAGCACACUGCAUCUCUCCUAUGAGUUGGAGACUUCUUUCCUGAGAUGUCCUUGUGCCCUGCGUUCACCGCUGUGGCCUAGACGGUGGGUUUUCCAUUGUGUUCCCAGCACAAGGAUUUGAGAACGGGUGGAGGCCGGGCCCUGGGACCCCUGCCCCAGCCUGAAUGGUGGCAUCUGCUUGCCCAAUACCUGGAUGCGACAGGCCCCUGGGGAGACGCCCUUGCUCCAUCCUGCCUCCCCAAUGCCAGAUCUGACUCCGAAACUGUGGGGUGUGACACAGAAGUGACUGAACACUUCCUGGGGAGCUCGAGGGGCACUUCACCCACCCAGAGCGCAGCCUCGUCACAUGCAGCUGGCAGCUCUCCCAGGUGCCUGCCCGUGCUGCGGGCCUUUGUGCCUUUACUUCCAGCAUCUCUCAAAAACCCCUCCUCUUGCUCUGAGUGAUUUGGCUCCGCCUGCAGCUUGGACGCGUCUCUUCCCUGGCAAAACAAGAGCUGGGUAGUUUAGCCAAGCGGCACCCCCUCGAGUUCACUGCAGACCCUGCAUUCACCCUGUCACACACAGAGGCUCUGAGUAAGAGCAAAUAUUCUGCUGUUCAAGCCAGUCUGACAAACACUCAGCCAAGCCUGGAGAGCCUUCCGGGGAGAGUGUAGGUGGACAGCGUCCUUCUGGGGGGCAAGGUGUCUCAAGGGCUGGCCCACCUGCUGUCUGCUCCUCCUGGCCCCUGGUCAGAUGGCAGCCGGAAUCCCCGGGACCUGCAGCCUCACCCCCGGCAGAAGUCUUUUGUCCAGGAGGCAAAAAGCCAGAGAUUCUGCAGCACAAAUUGAAAGCAAACCAACAAAACCCAACACAACAAAACUCAUGGGAAGAAGACGACUGCUAAGACGUGGCAGCGGGCCCUGGAGACAGCCUCUGGUUCUUGCCGCCUUCUCUGCACGUGGCUCAGUUUCCGCCCCUGACGCUGGAGCUCACGGACUCUGUCCUCGUCCUCUUUCUCAGCAGAGCUGUAGCUGACCGUGGCAUGACCACGCCUCCCCACACACCAAGCCCCUAACUCCAAAAUCCUACUGGCUGUCGCAGAGAAUACCUUUGAGCCAAGAUUCUGCUUUAAUCAUUUACAUUGUUUUCUUCCCGAAGGCCCCUCAUAGACCCUCCCUGACCCACAAACCUGUUAACAUUGUCUUAAGGUGAAAUGGCUGUAAAAUCAGUAUUUAACUAAUAAAUUUAUCUGUAUUCCUCUUUC